AGGUUCAUGUUGGUAGUGGUGGAUGAGUAGAGGUGUAAACAUUGGUGGGUGUGAGAGGACGUCUGGUGGACGGGCUGGCUGGCCACAGCAUAAUAUAAGCAUUCCUGGAGGUAUGAUAGAUACAAUGGAGGAUGAAUUUGAUCCUUAUGGUCUUCCCCCUGAAGCGGCUACACCACCCCAUGCACUGAUUGGAAUGAUGGGAUUGGAUAUAGAGAAAGCAACACACAAAGCUGUGUGGGAAGCAUUUGCACUUAACCGGAGGACAGAUCGGACCCCACUACACUUCCGGCUCCUCUCUAAUGAUUUCCAGAUGCCUCUUAUGAAGCAGAAGAGACAAUCCUAUGAAUGGUAUAUACCCAAGGGCAUCCUAAAGUCCAACUGGAUCUCCAAAUACCUUUACCAUGUUCCAGCACUUAUUGUGUUAUUCUAUGACCUGGACUGGAAUGACAGCAACUGGACCGAAAAGAAGAAUGACCUUGCUGGUAGAGUUCAAACACUGAAGACUGCUAUGGGGGGUCGCAACAGCCGUGUAGCUCUAGUUCUUAUCCAGAGUGGGAUCAGUGUGCCAGGCGAGGACACAGGAGCAGCCGAGAAGGCUGCAACUCUGUGCACUGCCUGUGAUCUACCUGCUAAACAUCUAUUUGUAUUGCCUCAUUCUGAUGCUCAUCUUUUAGGAUAUACUGUAAGAUUGGAAAAUGCCUUGAGUGAGAUAGCCUGGACAUUUUAUCUUGGCGAGGCAAAAGGUGUAAGAGCUCAUCGUGAUUUUCUCAACAAAACUAAUCACACACUUCUGUUUGUGCGCCACCAGUUUAAACUUGGUUUCCUGAACGAGCUGCGAAAUGAUCCACAAACGGCUAUCAAGCACUAUGCACAGUGUUACCACCUACUUCUGGACCUACGUUCAACAGACACCAACUUGCACGAAAUACGCAUCGUUGCAGCAGUUGUUAAUUACAAAAUCUGUCGACUGGAUUUCACCCUUAAUCUUCCCAGAGAUGCAAUUGCCCAAUUCAGACGCCACAUUGAUCUGUUUCGUCAAAGAACAGGACCCAAGGAAUUAAUAUUUGAGCAUUAUGCAUGGCUCUCAAAGCAAUACCAGCUCUUUGGAGAUGUGUUUGAGGAAGCUGUUAGAGGAGGUCUUCCUGCAGUCCAGACACAACACCCAGGUUUCUACUAUCAGCAAGCCGCUCAAUAUGCUGUUUUGAGGAGAAAGACAGCAUUACAAGUCUGUAAGGAAUUGUCGGCUCCGGUGUCGGACUUACUGGAGGGAUGGAGCAAGUUGGAGUUCUAUGGGCAGCGUCCUUGGCGGCCAGGCAAACAUUCCCUUGAACCUCCAGAACAACAGAGAGAAACAGAGGGAAUAAAGGAAGUACAGUACCAUGAAGUUAAAGAAGUAAACCAUUCCAAUACCAUCAUUCCAUUAUUUUCUUCUGCAAUUAGUCAGUUUAAGAAAUAUCGAUGUCCACGUAUCAAGCGACAUCUUAUGGUUCAAAUGGCAGAAGAAUAUCACCAAGCCAAUGAUUCAUCCAAAGCUCUCACGUUGUUGAAUCAUGUGAUGUGGGACUAUCGUAGUGAAAAGUGGUGGAGUCUUCUGUCAUCAGCCUCGGCUUUGGCCCUUCAGUGUGCAUACAAUACUGCUUCCAUCACAGAGUACUUUGGCCUAGCCCUGGAGUUUAUGGGCACAAGGUUGUUGGCAUCACCUGAGGAUAAGAGAAGGGUGCAUGAAAACUUAAUUAAACUGUUGAGGGGACAUUCUCCUGACCCAGAGCCGGGAACAUCCUCCGAGGUUAUUACUGUAGCCACUGAAGCAUGGUCCGUUUUAUUAGGAAGCCAAGUAUCGCCUGUCACCGUUGACAUGACAACCUUGGUGCCGUGCCUUGAGGUGCGAGCAUCUUUUACUCAAAACCAGUUUCAUGUUGAUCAGGAAGUGGGUAUAACAGUUAUGAUCAGAAACUCGUACUUGUCAACCCUAUUCCUCAGUGCUCUGAGUGUUAGCACCAACGCUUCAACUUACAACGAUCGACUUUUGGAAACCCAACCAGACAAGUUGGUCCUUCCUCCUGGCCAAGUGACCGAGAUCUACCUCAGCUUUGUUCCUCUAGUGGAAGAUGUGGGAAAAAAAGUUAAAGUGACAGGGGUGCGUGCUCAGAUGAGUGUGCCAAGCAGCAGCCUAGUUGUAAGCUUACAGUGGUCAGGAACAGGGAAUGAAGGAGUUGCCAUGCAUGCUGCUAAUACCCCAGCAUUCCCAGAGUUCAACUUGCUCUACAAAGACAAGUUUGACAUCACUGUUCCCAUUGCUGAAAUGGAAAUUCUGCCUCGCCAGCCCCGCCUUACUGUUAAGGUUGAGCAUGAUACCACAGCCCUAGUGUGGGAGUGGCUGCCAGUGAAAAUUUACCUCGCCAAUUUGGAAGGCAGUUUAGCUUCAGAUAUUUCCCUAAGCUUUGGACUAGACCCAGCUUCACAUGUUAACCUGGAGCAUGUUACACAAAUUUGUACAUCAUCGGGUCUACUCAGUGACAAGUUGGGGUCUCAAAUAAACAGCUUCAGUAGUGGAGAAUUAGGUGUUGGAGAAGAAUCAUCCAUGACAUUUUAUGUCAAAUCUCUCACUGCAUCUGAACGAGUACUGACACUGAAGGUUGAAUAUACUGUGUCAGUAUCAUCUGGUGACUCGGUUGUUCACUGUCCUUGUGUGUGCGAGAAAAGCAUUGUUCUCCAGGCAAGAAUUCCAUUUCAGGUCACUGUGGAAACCCAGUCAUUAAAAUUUGAAAAAUUAUCAAGAGUAGCUGGUGGUGAGUGCUUCUUGGUGGUUCCCAAAAUUAAGUGUACAUCACAUGUCCCCAUUACACUCACUGACUCUUCUCUGGCUCUGGCUAAUGAAGUUAAUCAAGUUGGGACAGAAGUAAAGUCACAGAUAAUGAAUACAGUGCUGUCUGAAGGAGAAAUGGGUGUUGAUUGCUUCUGCAUUCUUCUUGGCAAAAAGGCAACUCCUAAUUCAGCAUUAACUCUCGGGCAGUAUGUCCUGUACUGGAAAAGAUCGGACAAUGACUCGCCAGCUGUGAGCGUGAGUGUAGGCUUACCGUCCCUAGUGGUAGAACACUGGGGGGUCUGGGUAGACUGUGAAGUUGUUCCACAAGGAACAGUACGCACACCACUACCGCUGGCCUACAUCAUAUCAAAUCAUGGUGCACACACUGCAGAACUUGCCUUAAACAUGCAGGUUUCAGAUGCAUUUAUGUAUGCAGGACACAAGGAGGUACGGUUACGUGUGUUGCCAGGUUGCAGUGAACGAGUGACUUACACGCUAUAUCCUUUACUUGCCGGAAAUGUUCACUUACCAAAACUAACAUUAAGUGUUGAGUCCCACUCUCCAGGCCAACCAACUUCCCUUGAUGCUCUGUUAACACGCAUUUUACCUACACAUGUUUACAUAAUGAAGUACGUGAUCUCUUUCACCACAGCUGUGUUAAACUGUCGGAUAAAGGGAGAUGUAGGAGAAAUCUGUUGCAAUAAUUAUGGUAGGCUCUGGCUAGUACUUGGUGUGUAGAAAGUUAGCGAGAUUGGGAAGAUAGCCACUGGUCUUAUGGUCUAUUAUCUCUUCUUAAAAUCUUGGAAAUCCUAAAAAACAGGAGAGAACUGUGUGAAAUUAUUCAUAAAGCCCCAGAUUUGUUGGUAAAACACUGUUUAGUGUACUCUCAUUGUCUUCAUCUAUUACAAACACUACUGUUAAGUGCUUGUCUAGCAUUUGUUAAUGGCCUUCAUGCAGUUUGUUUUAAAUGUAGAUAUAUUUAGGUAAAUAACAUUUCCUUUCAUACUGCUUGUCAAUUGUCUGCACUUCCUUAGAGUACAUUCUGCACCUUUUGUCCCAAAUUUUUCCACUUGUGAUUGUACAGGUGUGAGUGUUGAGUAAUUCAAUAGGUUGGAGGUCAAGGGAUAGUAUUAAAAACUUUGUGCUCUUCAUCCCCAAGCAUUUCUAAUCGGACUGAACUACGUAAAAUGGUUAUAUUGAUAGCUGUUGUGGAAAUGGUGGUAGAAAGUUUGAGCAUCCACGAAUCUUGUGUUGAAGUUCCUAGAAGCAUGCCAUUACUAGUUAGGAGUAAGAGCUGGUGCUGACGUCCCAUAUAUUCUUUAUUAUUAUUGAGAAACUUGCUUGAAUGAAGGUGAAGGGAAGAUCCAAUACAUGUUCAAGUUUAUUAAAACUAAAUUAUUUUGGAUGCCACAUUCAUCUAAUAUGAAGGUGCUGUAAACGGUGGUCUCGCAAGAUUCUAAGAGCUUGUUUGUUUUGCAGGGUGCCUCGUGUGAUGUCCAUCAUCUGACGCUAUGAUCAUGCUUUCACGGGACUCGCUAAGGGAUGCUGAAUCUUCAUAUAGACGCUCAAUCAUCUUGGUUUCUGGAAACUGUGGGCGGUACAUCGCAGAAACAUUAUCCCCAGCUUGAACAUGACAAGGUCUGUGCUUAUGAAUUAAUCUAAGAAUAAUUAUGGUUAAUCAGAUA
This is a messenger RNA of Procambarus clarkii (red swamp crayfish), 4491 nucleotides long. Lineage: Eukaryota; Metazoa; Arthropoda; Malacostraca; Decapoda; Cambaridae. The record is from RefSeq and is a predicted model, not a curated record.